CUCACAAUCUACCCCUACCUUCGGUGAAUUUUCCCCUUUAUCCCUUAUUCUUUCCUUCUAAAUUUCGUCUCGAUCCGGCGAUUGCAGCUCGAAGUUUUGAUUUCUAGAUCGAAUUGAGGCGGCUUAGUUGGCGAUUUUGGGUUAAAGUUUGGACCUUUAUCACUGUUGAUCUCCGGCUGUAAUUCUCAUAAAGAAUUGAAUUUGAAUCUCUUUUUUUAAGUAAAGAUUAGAGAGCACUAUGCGGUGGUUGAGUCUUUCUGUUGACGUUUAUCGAAAAGUUAUCUCCUUGAACUUGUACUGCCGAGUUAUCCUGUAAUUUAACCUCAUAAAUAGCCAGUGACAUUUCCCCCCUCCUCCUCUUGAUCUCUAUAUGGGAUCCAAGCCCUCAUAAGAGAACUCCUCUGCGUCGUCCAAACCUCGUUAGCUUUCGCUUUCUUUUGAAUCUCAGUCUUCUUGGCUUCUUUACUCUGCUCAAACAAAAUUGAAUUUAGGGUUUCUUUAGGCCUAACUCUUUGUUUGCUUUGAUCCAAUCAAGAGGACUUUAGAAUUUCGGGGAUUCUAUUGAAGUGAGAAAGGGAUUGAUUUGAAGUGGAUUGCACCAUUGGUUUGGUAUAGUAGUUGUCUGGUGGUUGGUUGGGUUUAGAGGGAAAGAAGAGUAGUAAUGGUGUGCCAAGCAGCGACGCAGACGAGAUUUCGAGCAUUGAAACAUGAGUAUGGGAUCGCGGGGAAUGCUACCAUCAUCGUUCGUGUCAUAGCUUGCUUCCAACCAUUGCAAGAUUGCCAGGCUGAAUACUUCCGCCACCUUCUGAAACCUGUUACGUAGAUUAGUUCUUGUUCGUCGUUUAAUCGGUUAAUAAAGCUGGGUUUCUUUUUCCUACUUUUUUUUUCCAAAGAAGCCAGCCGCAAGAAGAAGAAUCACUUUUUCUGUCAUUUCCACUGGUGCCGUUUUGAUGGAAAAGGACUGCGAUCAUUUGCAGCUCCGUAGUUUCAACUGUGCUACUAAUGUCGGAGCGCCUGCUCUCGCCAAGCAGAGCACGAACCCAGUGGUGUUCCCAACCUAUGCUGAUCCUUAUGGGUUCUUUCAUCUCAAUCCGGCUUUGAUGCCACCUUCAAACCCUACUGGGUUUGCUUCAGGUCAAAAGAGGUUUAUGGUUUUUGAUCGAUCAGGAGAUCGAACUAACCUGAUUUAUACCUCGUUCGGCUCACAAUUCCCCUACCCUUAUCAGACCAAUGCUGGUGUAAAGCAGCAGCUUCCUGCUAGCAAUGAAACCAAUGUCUCAAAUGGGGAUGUGAAGGAGGAGAUGCACGAAGACACGGAUGAAAUUGAUGCACUCCUCUACUCAGACUCUGAUAAUGAACAAGAAGAAGAGGAGGAGAGUACAGGCCACUCUCCAUUUGAUGCAACAGGAAUAAACUUUGAUGAUAGAGAAGGAGAGGUCGCGAGCUCUGCAGUGCUGCAGCCACCGCCUCCUCCCGCCAAAAGGCGCAGGGCCUCAUCUGAGCUCGACUCUUCACUGGCAGACACUGCGAGCUCAACCAACUGUUUUAGCAAUGACAUAGAGUGUAUAAAGAAAGUUAAGAGGGAGAAGAUUCAUGAGACGAUCGGAGUUCUGAGGCGUAUACUUCCAGAGGGGAAGGGGAAAGGGAAAGAUGCAGUGUCUGUUCUCGACGAAGCCAUCCGGUACCUGAAAUCGCUGAGGCUGAAAGCAAAAGGGCUGGGAUCAUCCCCAGCCAUUUGAGCCAAGAACCGGUACCCGGUACUAUUUGCUAUCAUCUAAAAGUGUGUUAUGUGUAUGUAUGAUAUAUAUGAUACUACUAGUGUGAAAAAGGGCCAGAGCCCAAUGAUUGAAGUUGGAAUAAAGGGAAAUUGUGAGCGCGCAUGAGGGGAGAUGAUUUUUGUUGAUGCACAGCCGUCUCUUUUUGACCCAGGGGAUGCAAGCACGCGCGGUUGAGCCUUGAGGCAUGCAGCUGGCGUGAGGAGGGGAAUCACAUCCAAGGCUUUCGCUUUUUUGAGUUUGUUGGUUUGCUUUAUUAUUCAUCAGCGGUGUGUUUUUCUAAGACUAGAGAGAGUAAGAUGAAAGUGAUGUGUGUAGUAGCCCUCUCCCUCCUAUCUUUAGGCUUUUAUUGAUUGAUGACACUGUUAUUGUAAAAUGGGGAUGGGGGCCGUAUUUUAUGAGGGCGGAUGGAUA
Molecule: messenger RNA, 2189 nt
Organism: Asparagus officinalis (garden asparagus)
Lineage: Eukaryota; Viridiplantae; Streptophyta; Magnoliopsida; Asparagales; Asparagaceae
Product: transcription factor SAC51-like
Exons: 4
Coding region: 951-1739 (262 amino acids)
Molecular function (GO): protein dimerization activity
Source: RefSeq, a predicted model, not a curated record